GCUGUAGUGGGCCAAUUGCAGAAAGACCUAGAAGAGGUAAAGGUCUUGUUGGAAAAGUCCACUAGGAAAAGAGUGCGUGAUGCCCUUACAGUUGAAAAAAACAAGAUUGAGACAGAAAUAAAGAACAAGAUGCAGCAGAAAUCACAGAAGAAACCAGAACUUGUUGACAGUGAAAAGCCAGCUGCUGUAGUUGCUCCUCUUACAACAGGAUAUACAGUGAAGAUCAGUAAUUAUGGAUGGGAUCAGUCAGAUAAGUUUGUGAAAAUCUACAUUACCUUAACUGGAGUUCACCAGGUUCCCAUUGAGAACGUGCAAGUGCAUUUCACCGAGAGAUCAUUUGAUCUUUUGGUGAAGAAUCUAAAUGGGAAGAAUUACUCCAUGAUUGUGAACAAUCUUUUGAAACCCAUCUCUGUGGAAGGCAGUUCAAAAAAAGUCAAGACUGACACAGUUAUCAUCUUAUGUAGAAAGAAAGCAGAAAACACACGAUGGGACUACUUGACUCAAGUUGAGAAGGAGUGCAAAGAAAAAGAAAAGCCCUCCUAUGACAAUGAAACAGAUCCCAGUGAGGGAUUAAUGAAUGUCUUAAAGAAAAUUUAUGAAGAUGGAGACGAUGAUAUGAAGCGAACCAUUAAUAAAGCCUGGGUGGAAUCAAGAGAGAAGCAAGCCAAGGGAGAGACAGAAUUUUAAGACUUCAGUUUUGGGGAACUGUGUUGUGGAAAUUUGUGUUUCCAGUAAGGGAAUGUUGUUGAACUGCACAUAAAUUUGAGAGACAAGAAUUUACAUAGCCACCUUCUAGGAGAAGGCAGUGAGCUUGCCAGUGGAGGAUGUAUUUUAAAUAUGAUUAUUAAGCUUCCUCCAAAGAUAGUUUCAUUAGUACCCUGGUAAUUUUGUUCAAAAAAGGGUUAUGGCAUUCUUGUUGAGAUGUAAAAAGUGUGUCUAACCCAACGAAAAUGAUACAUUGUGUAUUUCUGUUCAGUUGGAAGGUAGGAAACAAAAGUAUUUGACUGCCUGUAACUUACAUCAGCUAUGCUAAUGUAAAAAUAAGAGUAAAGCUAAAAUAUUCACUAAAAUUCCAAUUUGUACAUGUAUGUGACAGUUACUGCAGAGCAGUUGAUACUUUAUCACCAGCUUGAGCAGUGUAUAUACCAUGCAUUACCAUGCUCUAGUCAUCCAAUCACAAGUGCUCCUAUCUAGAAUUAAAUAUAUGUUUGUGAAUAUAAAAUUGAGACAAAAUACAAACUUGACAAAAAUGUAUAAGCAUCUUUAUAUGAGAGGAACUGCCAUGGACCAGAUGGUUUACAGAACAGCUAUGAAACAAAAAUAAUUUGAAAGUCCAUCUAUGCCUAUGUUCAAUAAAGUUUGAUUUUUAUUUAAA
Messenger RNA from Jaculus jaculus (lesser Egyptian jerboa), 1375 nucleotides. RefSeq names its product calcyclin-binding protein. The transcript has a single exon. Gene Ontology annotation, biological process: heart development. Gene Ontology annotation, molecular function: tubulin binding; S100 protein binding; ubiquitin protein ligase binding. Bases 130 to 687 code for a protein of 185 amino acids. Gene Ontology annotation, cellular component: nucleus. The record is from RefSeq and is a predicted model, not a curated record. NCBI's taxonomy places the organism in Eukaryota, Metazoa, Chordata, Mammalia, Rodentia, Dipodidae.